AUGAAAGUGUUGUAUCAACUUGUGGGCGUGGUGGGGCUCGCUGCAUCAACUGCCCAAGCUGAUUUCGCCUCUCAAAAGUCUGUCGAAGGAUGUCGCGUUGAUCGCUCCAAUGACUCUGAUCGACUCAUUGCGCUUUCCGACACCAUUCGCUGCUGGAUGACUGAAGCUGAGGUUCGAAUCCUCCACCAAAACAACACGGGCUUUGUCGACGACACGGAUGGGUUGUGGACGGAAGGCGUAAGGUUGGGUAGAGAGCGUCGAGCACUGCACCUGGAUGCUAAAACCUACCCAACCAUCCCUGCGUUCCCAGAAGUCGUGAAAGCUGUCAACGCCAAAGUCAAUCCUAACGACCUCAAGACCCUCCUCACGACGUAUGUGAACAAGUUCACCACCCGCCACAAAACGUCGUCUCAGGGACUGGCGUCGAGCAUCUGGUUUACGACCACGGAUGACGGAUGGGGCCAAGUGUCUGUGAUCUUCCGCAUCGACCCGGUGAAACCUGCCGUGAACAACGAUCUGCUCAUCCUCGGUGCGCAUCAAGAUUCGAUCAACCAACGCGACGGAAAGGCCGCCCCUGGCGCCGACGACGACGGGUCCGGCACGGUCACGAUUUUCACGGCGCUCAAGUACUUGCUGUCGUCGCCGCAGUGGGUUCCCACGCGACCGAUCGAGUUCCACUGGUACUCGGCCGAAGAGUAUGACUCGGUAAAAAAAACGGGAUUGGAAGGGUCCAAACAAAUUGCUACCGCUUAUGCCAAAGCCAAAGUGGACGUGUACGCCAUGUUACAGAACGACAUGACGGGGUGGACCCGAGGCGGCACCAAGGUCAUUAGCCUCACAGACGACUUCACGUCGCUCCCGCUGAACCAGUUCUUGGAAGUGUGCAUCACGACGUAUUUGACCACCAAAGUGAGCCGCAACACGUGCGGCUACGGCUGCUCUGAUCAUGCGUCAUGGUUCAACGCUGGGUACGCCGUGGCAUACCCGUUUGAAGAAGAUGGGCCAGUCAACCCCAAUGUCCACUCGUCCAAGGACACGAUUGCGACCUUGGACUUUGACCACAUGGCCGAGUUUACGCGAUUGGCCGUGGCGUUCGUGGUGGAACUGUCGCAAGCCAAGACGAAGCUUCCCUGA
This is a messenger RNA of Aphanomyces astaci, 1134 nucleotides long. RefSeq lists its product as hypothetical. Gene Ontology annotation, molecular function: metalloexopeptidase activity. Gene Ontology annotation, biological process: proteolysis. Bases 1 to 1134 code for a protein of 377 amino acids. Lineage: Eukaryota; Oomycota; Saprolegniomycetes; Saprolegniales; Verrucalvaceae. The record is from RefSeq and is a predicted model, not a curated record. The transcript has 7 exons.